Somion occarium is the source of this 1438-nucleotide messenger RNA. The record is from the annotation of a GenBank genome assembly. NCBI's taxonomy places the organism in Eukaryota, Fungi, Basidiomycota, Agaricomycetes, Polyporales, Cerrenaceae.
GGGUCAGAUCGCUUACGUGACGAUCAGCGCUGCAGAGCCUGUAGCGAUGCACAGCCGUACGAGUUGUUUAAGAACAGCCGUGACCACACCCACUGCCUGAUACCCGUUCAGUCUAUCCUUGUCUUAUUCCCUUUCUUAUCAAACUACUAUGUCUUUUUUCAAGCGUAAAGAUAAACCCCUCAUUCCUCCCGUAGCUUCAGAGACAGCCCGCGACGAGCUAUUCGCUUCUCGUGGUAACAGUUCAUCGCCGCGCCCUCCUCCAUCAUAUCGUUCGAGUGCCACCACAUACGUUGCUAGCCGCGAUGGCGACCUCUACGGAGUUGAGAAACCUUCCACACCUUCGCCUUCCGCUUACAGUGAUCGAUACACAAGGAAGGAUGCUGUCGGUGAUGUCUACUCUCGAGGACAAGGCAACCUCGAUCAAGAUCGCAAUGAACUCUUCGGUGGCUACAAACCUCAAGCUGGCUCAGGUCGAUUCUUCGACAGUGCCCCAGGGCAGGGAGGGCCACCACCUGCUGGUGAGGAAACGGAGGAAGAUGUGGAAGGCAUCAAGCAACAGUUGAGGUUUACCAAACAGGAGAGUGUCAACUCGACUCGGAAUGCCCUUCGGCUGGCCCGCGAGGCAGAGGAGACUGCUCGUGGUACACUUGGACGAUUGGGAGACCAGUCUGAGAAAUUGGCUAAUACUGAACGUCAUUUGGACGUUUCCAAGGGCCACUCUCAACGAGCGGAGGACAAGGCCGAUGAGUUGAAACAACUCAAUAGGUCCAUCUUCCGGCCAGUCAUCACCUUCAACAAAGACGCCAAGCGCGCAGCUCAGGAGGCCAAGAUUCAGCAGCGCUAUGAAGACGAACGAGAGGAACGUGAGAAGGCAAUGUUGGAUAUCCGUGAGACGCAAGAGCGUGUUGGUCGUGCUGUGACAUACGGUCGUCGUGAUGACGAUGAGGGUAUUGGUGGUCGAUACAAGACGGAGGCACAGCUCAAUGCCAGGAAGGACCAACGAAAGCGCUUUCAGUUCGAUGCAACUGCCUCGGAUGAUGAACUCGAGGACGAACUCGAUGACAAUCUCGGCGAGAUCUCGGAUAUGACCAAGAGGUUGAAGGCAAUUGGAACGUCUAUGGGUCAGGAGCUCGACAAGCAGAAUGAGAGAAUCGGCAGAAUUACGGAGAAGACUGAUAGCUUGGACAAUAGAAUCUUCCGCAACACCAAGAAACUUGAACGAAUCAAGUAGCUUUCUUGCACCUACGUCAUCGGCUAUGUUAGACUCUUUUCUGGGAAAGAUUUUGGUUGUCACUUUGGACUGUCUCUCAUCUUAAUUAUGUAUACCCUCAUACAAGAGCAUAUAUAUUCAUCUUGCUAUUGCAGGGAAUAGAAUAAUUCGUAAAGCAGCUCACCCGAAGGUUGCACGAAGUAUGCUAUUUGGCCAUGUUUGCCAAGA